Messenger RNA from Choloepus didactylus (southern two-toed sloth), 510 nucleotides. RefSeq names its product non-histone chromosomal protein HMG-14-like. Gene Ontology annotation, biological process: chromatin organization. NCBI's taxonomy places the organism in Eukaryota, Metazoa, Chordata, Mammalia, Pilosa, Megalonychidae. The record is from RefSeq and is a predicted model, not a curated record. Gene Ontology annotation, molecular function: nucleosomal DNA binding. The transcript is spliced from 4 exons. Bases 1 to 510 code for a protein of 169 amino acids. Gene Ontology annotation, cellular component: nucleus; chromatin.
AUGGCAGGGGACAGACCCCUCGGGCUUCACAGGACCAGGAGCACCAUCAGGACCCACGGGGCUUCAGAGUUAAGGGAAACACACCAAGCCCUAGGCACCCCCAGGCGAAGCCCUCGACAAGGAAGCCUCCUCGGGGCACUUUGGAAUCCUGUCUGUGCCCUCUUCCUCUUGGAGCACCUGGCAAGUGCCCCCUCCACUGCCAAGAAGCCCAGGAGGAAGGUCAGCUCCACUGAAGGUGCUAGGAAGGAGGAGCCCAAGAGGAGGUCCACAAGGCUGUCAGCUAAGCCUGCUCCUGCGAAACUGGAGAUGAAGCGCAAAAAGGCAGUGGGAAAAGAUAAGUCUUCAGACCAAAAAGUGCAACCAAAAGGGAAAAGAGGCGCAAAGAGAAAACAAGCUGAACUGGCUAACCAAGAAACUAAAGAAGAUUUACCUACAGAAAAUGGAGAAACUAAAAAUGAAGAGAGUUCAGCCUCUGAUAAAGCAGGAGGGAAAGAAGCCAAGUCUGAUUAA